AAUGCGAGGGAACUGGGAGCCCGGAAUUGGGCUACUCCUGUUCCUAUUCCUGUUCCUGCUCUGCCACCUCCAAGUAACCUUCUCCACGGAGACCACCCUACGGAACGGCACAACCGCCAGUUGGAGGAGCGGCGCUGCCCGGAGAAGCGCAAAAGCCACCUGUUCUCAAAGAUUCCUGCCGGAGAUUCUUCCCCCGCCAGCUACCUGCCCGCCAGAGAUCCUCAGCCUAGGGGGCACCGUGUACAUCCUCUACGACGUCAACAUCUCCGAGGGCUUCAACCUGCGUCGCGAUGUCUACAUUCGCCUGGCGGUCUUCGUGCGGCGGCUCCAAAAGCUUCAAAGGAAUCGCCGGCGCUUCCGCAAUGUGCGCCUGGUGCUGCCGCCCUGGCCACGCCUCUACCACUGGCACUCGCAGGGGCUGCAGCAGGACGACGGCCUGCCCUGGAGCCACUUCUUCGACCUGGACAGCCUGCGGCGCUACGCACCGGUGCUGGAUUACGAGGAGUACCUAGCAGAGCAGCGGCUCUUCGGUCAGCCUGGCGCCCCUUUGAUCCAUGUGGCGCACGCCUUCCGCCUGCAGCACUACGAGGUGAUGCUGGAGCAGGGCCACUUCCGGGACAAGUUCGAGCGCAUCGCGGACCAGCCGUGCAGCGAGUCAGCCCGCUCGGGUGGCCCCCUCUUGCUGCAUCGUCGGGAGCUGCGCGUCGGUCGCUUCCACUGCGUCCGCUUCCAGGGCAGCGCCGGGCUGCUGGAGCAGCUGCUCCUCCAGGCCAUCGACGAGGAUACGGCGGGGGAGGAGGACGCCCAGGACAUGCGCUCCUUUGUCCUGCUGAGCGCGGAAACUGUGCUCCACGAUCACUGGGGCGAUGAGCACUUUUGGCGCGCCAGACGCUCCAUGCGCUUCGCCCGGCGCCUCCAGCAGGUGGCCGAUGACUUCCGCCGGCAGGUGCUGGCCACCACUGCCUCCUCGGCUGGAGUCCAGCGGCCCGUCAUGUGGGAACUGGAGCGUGGAAAGCGGAAUGCCAGGGGCGGUGAUUACCUGUGCGCCCAUCUGAGGCGGGGCGACUUUGUGCGCUCGCGGGAGGCCACCACGCCCACGCUGAAGGCAGCCGCCCAGCAGGUGAAGCAGCUGCUGCGGGCGUACAACAUGACCACUGUGUUCCUGGCCAGCGAUGCCACGCCCUACGAACUGAUGGAGCUGAAGGAGCUCUUCCAACGAAGCUUCCGCUUCGUGCACUUUGCCCCCGAGUCGAACGGACAGCGCCGCGAGCUAAAGGAUGGCGGCGUGGCGGUGGUGGACCAGCUGGUGUGCGCCUAUGCCCGCUACUUUGUGGGCACCUACGAGAGCACCUUCACGUACCGCAUCUACGAGGAGCGCGAGAUCCUGGGUUUUAGCCAGGCCAGCACGUUUAAUACGUUCUGUAAGGCCCUCGGAGGCAGCUGCUCCCGCAACGCCGUCUGGCCAAUAGUGUGGGAUGCGCAGGGUGAUGGUGAUGGCGACGAAAGCGAGGAGGAUCCGUACUGAACUGAAACCGAAAACGAAAACGAAACCGAAACCACUGUGUUCCCGGUUAAGGAAACUACUCGAAUCCUAGGGUUAAGUGCUAAGGAAAUUCCGAACAAUCUGCGAUUGUGUACCAAAAAAUAAACCAAUAGCAUAUAGUUUACAACCUUCUAGUAGGUAAAUAUUUUGAAAA
Messenger RNA from Drosophila takahashii, 1697 nucleotides. It is a transcript of the gene O-fut2, whose product is annotated as O-fucosyltransferase 2. Lineage: Eukaryota; Metazoa; Arthropoda; Insecta; Diptera; Drosophilidae. Gene Ontology annotation, biological process: protein O-linked glycosylation via fucose. Gene Ontology annotation, molecular function: peptide-O-fucosyltransferase activity. The record is from RefSeq and is a predicted model, not a curated record.